AUCAGCGUGACUUAUGCAGAGUUCAUAAUGUUCCGGUUGUUCGUCGGUAUUAUUUUACUUUCAUCAGCACAAGCAUCAGAUUCAUCAAGUUCGUCUUCAGAAACGUUAGACGAUUUAACUUCAAUAUUGGAUAGACUAUCAAGUGCUGAGUCAGAGUUAAGCGAUGAAGAAAAUAAAAGUCACGAAAUGAAGUACUAUUACAGUUGGUUAUUUAAACAAGACAAGAAACGUUUAGCUGAUUUAUUCCAUAAGGAAAUCAGCAAAGAAGAGAAAGAUCAAGUCAAAUUCUUUGAAAAUGUACUACAAUAUGUGAAACAAGUUGGCAAAACGUAAUAGAUAUAUGGACAAGAAAAAUAACAAGUAUGUUCCAGUAUAAUAAAUAUAUUGUGUA
Molecule: messenger RNA, 391 nt
Organism: Pieris brassicae (large cabbage white)
Lineage: Eukaryota; Metazoa; Arthropoda; Insecta; Lepidoptera; Pieridae
Exons: 8
Coding region: 28-333 (101 amino acids)
Source: RefSeq, a predicted model, not a curated record